AUGGAGGCAGUGGAUUACCUCGCGGAGGAGAGGCGAAAGGCGGAGUUCGAUGUGGAGGAGAUGAAGAUCGUUUGGGCUGGUUCUCGUCACGCGUAUGAAAUCUCCGAUCGAGUUUCUCGUCUCGUCGCUAGUGAUCCGGUCUUUCGAAAGGAUAACAGAACUAUGCUAAGUAGGAAGGACUUGUUUAAAGAUACUUUGAGAAAAGCUGCUCAUGCAUGGAAGCGGAUAAUUGAGCUUCGUCUUUCUGAAGAAGAGGCCAAAACAUUAAGGUUUUAUGUGGAUCAGCCUGCUUACACUGAUCUUCACUGGGGAAUGUUUAUACCUGCUAUUAAAGGGCAAGGAACUGAGGAGCAGCAGCAAAAAUGGCUGCCAAUGGCAUAUAAGAUGCAAAUAAUUGGAUGCUAUGCACAAACUGAACUCGGUCAUGGCUCCAAUGUCCAAGGGCUUGAGACUACUGCAAAAUUUGAUCCUCAGACUGAUGAAUUUGUUAUUCAUAGUCCCACAUUGACUUCAAGCAAAUGGUGGCCUGGUGGAUUGGGUAAAGUAUCCACACAUGCUGUGGUUUAUGCUCGUCUUAUAAUAGAUGGACAAGACCAUGGAGUGCAUGGUUUUAUUGUCCAGCUGCGUAGUUUGGAUGAUCACUCACCUCUUCCAGGCAUAACGGUUGGUGAUGUAGGAAUGAAAUUUGGAAGUGGAGCAUAUAACAGCAUGGACAAUGGUGUUCUGAGAUUUGAUCAUGUGCGCAUUCCAAGGAACCAAAUGCUAAUGCGUGUUUCUCAGGUUACAAGAGAAGGGAAAUAUAUGCAAUCUGAUGUUCCUCGCCAGUUGGUUUAUGGUACUAUGGUCUAUGUCCGACAAACAAUUGUAUCUGAUGCUUCUCGUGCUUUAUCGAGGGCAGUUUGUAUUGCAACAAGGUAUAGUGCUGUUCGUAGACAAUUUGGUUCACAGAAUGGUGGUCCCGAGACCCAGGUGAUUAACUAUAAAACUCAGCAAAGUAGACUCUUUCCUUUGCUUGCUUCUGCCUAUGCUUUCAAAUUUGUUGGUGAAUGGCUGAAAUGGUUAUACGCUGAUGUGACCCAAAGAUUGGAAGCCAAUGAUUUCUCCACAUUACCUGAGGCUCAUGCAUGUACUGCAGGGUUAAAAUCUGUUACUACUUCUGCAACUGCAGAUGCGAUUGAAGAAUGCCGAAAACUAUGCGGUGGUCAUGGUUAUCUUUCUAGCAGUGGGCUACCUGAGUUAUUUGCAGUUUAUAUCCCCGCCUGUACUUAUGAAGGAGACAAUAUUGUGCUGCUUUUACAGGUUGCAAGGUUUCUAAUGAAGACCGUUUCCCAGCUGGGAUCUGGGAAGAACCCUGUUGGGACAACAGCCUACAUGGGACGAGUAGAACACCUCACGCAAUGCAAUUGUGAAGUUCAAAGGGCUGAGGAUUGGCUAAAGCCUAGUGUAAUAUUGGAGGCAUUUGAAGCAAGGGCCGCUAGGAUGUCUGUCGCCUGUGCUAAAAGCCUUAGCAAAUUUUCAAAUCCAGAAGAGGGUUUUGCUGAACUCUCAGCUGAUUUAGUUGAGGCUGCAGUUGCUCAUUGUCAGUUGAUUAUUGUUUCCAAGUUCAUUGAGAAACUGCAACAAGACAUACCAGGAAAGGGAGUGAAACGACAGUUGGAGACACUCUGUAAUAUAUAUGCUUUGUAUCUUUUACACAAACAUCUCGGUGAUUUCAUCUCCACUGGCUCCAUUAGCCCCAAGCAAGGCGCACUAGCAAACGAACAACUCAGAUUAUUGUAUUCCCAGGUCCGUCCAAGUGUUAUUGCCCUGGUUGAUGCAUUCAACUACACUGAUCACUACCUUGGCUCAAUUCUUGGCUGCUAUGAUGGAAAUGUAUAUCAAAAACUCUAUGAUGAAGCAUGGAAGGAUCCUUUAAAUGAAACCGUUGUGCCAGAUGGUUACCAUGAGUACAUUCGGCCAAUUUUGAAACAACAUAUACGUAAUGCAAGACUCUAAAAGAAGCAAUUAAGUUCACUGGUCUUGGCAGCUAUCUGUCAUCCCUUAUCUCAUGGCUGAUAUGUUGUUAUCUGUGGACUUAAAGUCGGGGCAGAAGAUCUUCAAUUCCCAUCUAGUGGGAUAAAAAUUAAGUAUAGUAAGUAUUAUUGCUUACAUCGGUCAUUAUGUAUUUAUGUGUUUUAUAUGUAUUCAAAAGUAACUUCCAACGACUAGAAUGACUAAGUUUCAUGAUACUUCUUUCUUAUGGUUUGGUUUUGUUUUUGUAAUGCAAACUAGUUCAUUUAAAGGUGAAAACAAACCAGUGCACUCCGCCACCGGCUGGAUUGUGAAUAAUUCGUCGCCAAAAUCCCACCGCAUAAGUUUUAAUUUCCUGAUCAACUUUUCUAGUUAUCUUGUUUAACUCUCAACGGCAGGAACAUGCCUGGAAUAGGACUCUUUUAGGCUUCUUGCUUUUCUACUCUCUGGAAAGAGUCCCUCUCAAUAGAAUGGCGGGCUCAACAUUGGGUAAAAAGUCCGGACAGGUUUAAGCCAGCAAUGGCUUGCUGGGUCAUGCUAGAAGAAAUAGGUUACUCUUGAGUUGAUUCGAAUGAUCCAUUCCUACGAUGACAAUACCAUCGAAGCUCUCUUCAACUAGGUAUUGCGAUGCUUGAAGUUAAAACAACCUAAUGCUGCGCCACCAACUGAAUCAGAUGAUGCUACUGACCUGAGCAUGCUAGCUAGCAUGUCACAUCUAGUCUCCAGAGCUUGCAAAAGUAUCAUCGUUUUCCAUGUGAACAGGACGUGAUAGAAUUCCCGAAUUUUUGUAAGUAAAAUUUUGUUU
Messenger RNA from Durio zibethinus, 2815 nucleotides. The record is from RefSeq and is a predicted model, not a curated record. Lineage: Eukaryota; Viridiplantae; Streptophyta; Magnoliopsida; Malvales; Malvaceae.